CUCGUGCCCGACACGGUUGUCGGUCCACGUGCUUUUUUUUUCUCUCCUCCCCACGAAAACACCGCCGGGCACACCGUGUCUCCCACGUCCCGAUCACGUAUGCGAUUCGGCCGACAUGCCAACGAUCGGGGACCGCCGAUUUGAUAUGGAGAUCGCGAGUGUCGCGAUUCGUCAUACCGUUGUUUGACUGGUCACGUAGAGGGCCCGCGGUGCACUCUUUUCCUUUUGCCAGAACGAGGAUCGAGGCCGGGUCUCGCGGGUUCGGUUUUCGACGGUGUGGUGCGGCCGGAGGAACACGUGGCGGUACACGCUCGCCCGUUAUGCAUCGCUGCGUCACCUAACGUCGGCCGCGUUCCUAUCGGCGCCCGUGACUCUCAUGGUUGGAGCUUGUUGCCGCGGCCGCAGCUCCGGAAUUUCUAUGGGAAUUCGCCAGGAAAUUGUAAGAAGCCGAUUCGCAGCGGUCACAGCUGUUCGAGCCUGAAAUUGGAGCAGCUGUUUCAUGUCCCACGCAGUUGUUCGCCGUGGAUCUGCCGGAUCCUCGUGUUUCGACACACGAUUUCCCUUCGUCGCAACAUCUUUUGCCGGAGUAAGAAGCUACGACGAUGCUGUCCACGGCGAUUUAGCAUCCGGAGCGACUCUACUACUACCAGAUAUUUCUGUAGGUACUCGCGACUGUGGUCUUCGCGAUCUUCGAUCGUCGAAGUAGUCUUAGACGGAAGCUUGAAGGCUUCCGAACGAGGAGAACGCUUCAUUCGAGGAAUCUGCGGACUCUGAGCUCGCCUAAUCGCCUGUGCUGCUUUCCGAAUCAAUUCUGUUGCGAAAUGGAUCUACGAAGAGUGAUCCAUGAUCUUGAAGAGUGAUCAACCAAAUGAACAAAGUUCUUUGAACAUUGCGAAUUUUGAUAGACACCUGGGUUUUCUGAUUCCCGAAGCAACUUCAGUGCUCGAAUUCACGUUUAGGGGAUUACGACGGACCCGCGGAAACUAAUCGAGCUGUCGCAUGAAACCGACGAGACAAUUUCUAGACGUGCUUCUGCCAGCGUUCCGCGCUCAUCGGAUUCGUACCAUAAAAUCGCGUCGAUUUCAAGGAAGAGCAGCGGUUCGAUCUGGUUCCCGUAAACUGCAGUCUAUAAUGCAGGAGAACAGUAUGAAAGUUUGAUGCCGAGUGCGGCAUUCAAUUGAAAGUAUCCCAUGAAUAUAACUUUAAGGAAGUUUUUAUUUUAAGGAAGAGAGCAGCGCGGUUCGAUUUGGUUCCCGAAAACUGCAGUCUAUAAUGCAGGGAAACGGUAUGAAAGUUUGAUGCCGAGUGGGACAUUCAAUUGAAAGUAUUCCAUGAAUAUAACAGUAUCCGCUGAAGCCAGCCGCACGCAAAGACCGUGUAUCAAGUAUUAACGAGUUCCUCCGAUACCGUAAACGACGGGCGUGUUUUCUUCGAACGCGAUAGGCGGAUAUUGUAAAUAAUGUUCACGCUGUAGCAGAUUCAGAGGAUACACGCUUUAGACGGAGACAGUAGAUUCUGGCGAAACUGUACGAUACCAUGGAACGAGCUACGAGAUUAUUUCAUCGAAGAUCGCUAAUGUAUUGAAAAGAGAUUGCACUUGAAAAUCGUAUUCUCCGAUUGAACUGCGAAGAAGCACCGUCGUUUCAUCGCGAAGAUUGUUCAUCGACAACUGCCUUAUUUUUGUAUCGGAGCACUGCCUCGCCUCGAUCAGGAAAUUCAAACUUUCGAAGCGGUUUCCCGUUCGGAAGGUCUCCGGGGAUAUGAAGUGUUAGUUUCCGUCGAAUAUAAUAAGGCGAACAGCAAGCAUGGAUUCGAACGUGGAGGAAACGGAGCUGGACGUCGGAUCCGCGAGCGACGAGCUCGAGUCCUCGAUCCCGGAGUCGAAGAUCAUGCGUCGACCAACGCCGAAGCCGUUCACGAUCGAGAGCCUGAUCGGGAAUUGCGGGACCCAGAAAGUACACUGCGAUCCCGGCACGCAGGAAGAACGAGCGAACGAGAAAGAAGAGGACUCGGACCGGGACAGGGAAUAUCUUUAUCAGAGACACUAUCUGGCGACUGCGGCGGCGAACGCGCUUCCCCCAGGGUUCGGCGUGCCCCUCGGUCUCUACGGAGCCUGGUUACCGAUGCGGAUGUACGGCAGCGGCGGGACUUCCGGUGUCCCGAUGUUGCCAGCGCACACCUCGGCCAGCUACCCGUCACACCAGGAGCUUUAUCAGAGCCGAUUGUCACAGCAUCUCGGCCCGGGAGCUAAUCAUCUCCAAGGCGCAGCUUAUCCGACCGGUUGUCAGCGUACACCAAAUCAUCGUUGUUCGACGAGCUUCACGGACAGCGAGGACGACGGCAGCAUCGACUCCCCAGCUUCGCCUGCCCAUGAUCUCUCGAAAUCGCGACACGGUUCGGAGAACGGCCGCGCGUCAGCCGAGAGCGAGGACGAGGGCGGAGGCUUGAGCAUGGCGGGCGACGGUCACGACGCGGCCGACGCGAUGUCCAGCAACGCGUCCAGCAACGUGAGCCCCGGCUCCCUGGAGAACGGUCAGAGCAGUUCGGCGUCGGGGUCCAGCAACAACAAGGCUCGCCGCAGGCGAACAGCGUUCACGUCCGAGCAGCUGUUGGAGCUGGAACGAGAGUUCCACGCGAAGAAGUACCUGAGCCUGACGGAGAGGUCGCACAUCGCCCACGCCCUGAAGCUGUCGGAGGUGCAGGUGAAGAUCUGGUUCCAGAAUCGCCGAGCCAAAUGGAAAAGGGUGAAGGCCGGCUUGUCUGGCGGCGGUGUCGGCACCGGCGCGACCAGCAUGGCCGCCGCUGGAGCCUCGAACAGGCACAACGGGGCGACCGGACAGCACUCUGGGAACGGCACCAGGAUCGUGGUGCCGAUUCCCGUCCACGUGAGCAGACUGGCGGUGAGGUCGCAUCAUCAUCACCUGGAGAAGUGCGCCAGGCCACCCAGGGUCAGGCCAGCCGGCGACAGUCCAGCUUCCGCGGCGUCGAGCUCGGUUCUAGGCGACGCCCUCGGUCUGGUCAACUCGUCCAUCAACCUGACCGGACAGGUGCAAGCGCCCAUCAGCAGCGGCGUUGGCAUCGGCGUCGCCGUCGGUCUCAGAGCGUUCACCGUGCCGUCCCAUCGGGGCGGGCUCAGCUCUUCCGGCAGGUAGUGAACACUGCCUGGUAGCGAACUCUGGACUCGAUGGAACCCGGGGAACGGGUUCGCGGCGACACGGGAUCGGUGUAAGUCUCGCGCGAACUCCGGGGAAGAACGGUGAGUGGUGAGAGAAGCGGCUGCUGGACAGCAACUCGAAAGCGAGAGACUUUCGGUUUUGAUGGACCGAAGGGUGACAAUGAUCCUUGCCAUUUGGAGAGUACGCUAGAUCGAUGGUACAGUCGAAUCGAGGCUCGCGCGCGCGCGAUCGACGGCGAAGUCCGAAGCACGUUCGCUGGCAUUGGCUGCUUCCGCCAAUGCUUCGCAAACGGAGCUUUCGUUGCGAGAUGAAGAUUCUAUUCGAGAUACGUGGAUUUGCUCGCUAAUCCGAAUGUCUCAGGAAUUAGGAAACAACGGUAUUCGGGAAUUCUCUGCGAACGUUUUACUUGUAUUGCUCAAUUUUGUGAUAAGUGCUUGAUACCCGCACCGACGGUUCUACCGUUUCCGUGUUAUAGUUUGAUGUGGCAACUACCGCACAUUUAAUCGAGAGACAAUUAACUCGGUCUUCUUUUACGCGAGGCAGAGAAUGAAUUCGUCGGGGACGUGCAACGCUGGCAGCGAACGUGUCGGUCAUCGUCGUUCGCAGCCGAGUCUAUCGAGAGUCUAUGGAUUCGUAGAGGAAACGGGGGACAAGUUAAGUAGCUUCAUCCUGCCAACGAUUGCGAGAUCGAACGUCGAGGAAGAAUUAAAAAUAGAAUCGUAUCUCCGACAGAGUAACUGCUGAAUAAUUGACGAAGAUACUGUGACUGUGUGCUUCGAGUGUCGGGAGCCAUUGGAAUCGAUGCUGGCUGAAGUGUUCUUUAACAGGAGCUGCUUGCGAAGCGAAGUCGGUCCAGUUCGACAGAACUUCGGGACGUUGGAACACGCGUGCUGGAAUCGCCGCGGAAGCCAGUUCGCAGGUUGCGUUCUCGUUGCUCGAUCAUUCCGCGGAAGGACAGCGUCCGCGGAGUCUUCGAGAUAUUCUUUUUCUCUCCGCGAUCGGUCUCGCAUCGCGCGGCGAGCCGUGCUUUCGACGCGGCCGCGAAUGAAGCGAUGUAAAUAAGUAAUAUUACGGUGUUGUAAAUAGCGUUUCCCACACAGCGUUACCGCGUAGAUUGUAACCGAUGUACGAGCGUAGGUCUAACUUGUAGAUAAUUUACAUUAAACGAGCCUCCGCUCGUGGAGGAGCACUAUGUUACGGCGAUGGUCUAUCGAUUGGCCGUGCGAUUACCACAGCUGCAUCACGGUCGCGAUACGACGACGAGCGGAAGCCGAGCGAACGGUCUGCACACUUGUGUAUAUCGAGAAGGCAAUAAAAUGUGCGAAUAUCUUAUGAAA
Megalopta genalis is the source of this 4513-nucleotide messenger RNA. It is a transcript of the gene unpg, whose product is annotated as homeobox protein unplugged. Gene Ontology annotation, biological process: regulation of nervous system development; regulation of transcription by RNA polymerase II. NCBI's taxonomy places the organism in Eukaryota, Metazoa, Arthropoda, Insecta, Hymenoptera, Halictidae. Gene Ontology annotation, molecular function: RNA polymerase II transcription regulatory region sequence-specific DNA binding; DNA-binding transcription factor activity, RNA polymerase II-specific. The record is from RefSeq and is a predicted model, not a curated record. Gene Ontology annotation, cellular component: nucleus.